AUGACCUCCAAUGCGGUGCCCCCUCCUCCGUCCAGUCGCGAUGAAUUCCACAUUGCGAUUAUAUGUGCCCUUCCCUUAGAAGCCGAUGGCGUCGAAUCCAUGUUUGAUAAGUUCUGGGAUGACGAGGGUCGGGACUUCGGCAAGGCGCCAGAGGAUCCCAAUGCAUAUACCACUGGAGUCCUCGGGGGUCAUAACUGCGUUUUAGUACAUAUGGCGCAGAUGGGAAAGGUCUCGGCCGCUUCAUCUGCGGUAUGGGUGAAAGCGAGUUUUACGCGAAUCAAACUCGCUCUGGUCGUGGGUAUUUGUGGUGCGGCGCCGAUUUCCUCGGUAGGUGAAGAGAUCAUCCUUGGUGAUAUCAUUCUCAGUGAGGCGCUCAUUCAAUAUGACUUUGGACGACAAUACCCCACCACGUUCCAGACGAAGCACACUCUUGAUGAUCAACCUGGAAGAGCGCCCCUCGAGGUGCGAGCUUUGCUCAAUAGACUGCGAACGGACAGAGGGAGACAACGACUACAAAAGAAGGUCGUGCAAUAUCUCUCUGAUCCAAAAUUGCCUGUCAAGUACACCAGAUAUCCUGGUGCAAACGCCGAUGUCCUCUUUGAACCUUCUUACCGCCACGUACAUCGUGCUCGCGCCGAUUGUUCCAUUUGCACAGAAAACCGCGAAAUCUGCUACCAAGCAGCGGCUGCAACCUGCGAUGAAAUCAGGUGCGACUUGGACCGACGUCUUCCCCGAGAGCGUUUGUGUCACGAAACCCCGCCAGGUUCACAGACGCAUUGUCCGUUCAUUCAUAUUGGUAGGAUGGCAUCAGGCGACACAGUCAUGAAAUCCGCCGAACAUAGGGACAUUCUUAGUCGUCGAGAAGCUGUCAUCGCUUUCGAGAUGGAGGGAAUAGGAGUUUGGGAUCACUUCCCGAGUCUCGUUAUAAAAGGCGCAAGCGAUUACUCGGACAGCCACAAGAACAAGGCGUGGCAGGUCUACGCGGCUGGCACCGCUGCGGCAUGUGCGAAGGCAUUUCUAACAGAGUGGAUAUCUGGGGCCCACCCUAUUAGAGAUGACCUCCUUCCAAUCCGUUUACUGCAGUCUUCGCCUUAUAGUCCACCAUCGGUAUCAGAUUCUGCUCUUGUGAGAUCAGAUUCAUCGGUUCCAGCGAAUACGUCGGUUCCGGCAGGCAAUGUACAUUGGAUGCUUACACGUUCUGUCAAUACGCUAUUUACUGGCAGAGAGGGCAUCUUAGAAGAUAUAGAAACUGCCAUUCGUCGCAGUCUCAAUGACACGGAAAGCACCGUCCAGCGCAGAUUUGUUAUUACUGGGAUGGGUGGCCAGGGAAAGAGUGAGCUUUGCCUUAAAGUUGCAAACUCGAUGAGACAAUUCUCUUAUGCCAUCGCAGAAAAGGCAUACAUCAAAAUUGCGAAAAAGCUGAAUCAGAAUGCAGCUAGUCUCCCCGAAGCGGUUCAAUUACUUGCAGAGGUUGGACAUUCGUGGCUCCUUAUCAUUGACAACGCCGAUGAUCCUGCUCAGGACUAUGAUGCAUAUUUCCCUCCUGGUAACCGAGGUAUUGUACUGCUGACCAGCCGGAAUCCGGACUGUCGUACCCAUCAAACCACUGGCUUCGAGUCUCUGAAAGGACUGCCGACUAAGGAUGGCGUACGCCUGCUCUUCAAUGCAGCCAACACUCCUCCGGAGUGGCGCGAAGAGUUUGGCCCUAGUGCAAAAAAUGUUUGCCAGCUCCUUGGACACCAUGCUUUGGCACUGAUUGCUGCGGGAUCCUACAUUGGUCGUGGGCACUGUGAUUUGAACCAAUACCCAGAUAUCUAUCAGAAACAAUCAACUCGUCUUUUACGAUUCCAUAUUCAACAAGCACAAUCUCGUUACGGUCAUGUAUAUGCCACGUUCGAAGCAUCUGCUCAGAUUCUAGAGGCAUCCGGCGAAGAAACCGCCAAAGACGCACUUGACAUGCUGUGCACACUGUCUAUGCUGGGUGCAGGAGAAAUGGCAAUGCUUGGAGCAGUUGAACUCCCCUUAAUAGUCUUCCAAGCUGCAUGGGAAGGGGCACGGAAAGUCUAUGCAUUUGAUGACGACAAUGAGGAUGACGUGGAUGGCCUCUCCAAGUGGCAUACCUCUUUGUUGCCGUCCUUCGUGCAGUGUGAGUCGACAGAAUGGGACAACUAUCGUGUAGUCGAAGCGAGCCACCUUCUGGCGUCUUUGUCACUGAUUAUCGAGCACAAGCUGGAGCACUCCACAACUGUGUCCAUGCAUCCUCUGGCACAUAGGUGGGCCAAAGGGCGGCAGGCAGAGGCUGACCAAAGUCGGUCAUGGUUGUCUGCAGGGGCAUUGAUUGCACUUGCCUCACACUCACAGGAUAAGUUCAAGCACUGGCACCUGCCUGAAAAACAACUUCGACCGCAUCUGCAUGCAUGGCUAAAACAGAAAGAGACUCGUUCAUUCUCUGCUGAAGAUCAACUGAGGAUUGCUCGGACGUUUACGACAAUAGCUUGGCGCCUACACAGGAUGCGGGACGACAGUGCACUGAAAGAUUUGCUCAUUUUCAUGUUCAAAACUUUCAACCUUGAUCCGCUGGUACCCAAACACCCCUGGCUUUCCCUGUAUGACCUGAAAGCUAGAGCUUUACGAAACCAGGGUCAAACUACGGAAGCGAUCUAUAUACUCGAGCAUAUCAAGAAGAUGGAGGAGACUUUACCAGAAGACAGUCCACAUAGGCUUCAUACUCUACACACUCUUGCCUUGACAUAUAACCAGGAUGGACAGGCCGGCAAGGACGGCGAGGCCGUCAAGCUUCUCGAGGAAGUGGUUCGGAUCCGAGAAGCUAGCCUGGAAGACAACGAUUCAGAUUUACUCAACUCCCAACACGCACUGGCGCGCGCUUAUCAGUUCAUUGGUCAGGACAGGGCCGCAUUCGCUAUUCUUGAGAACGUUGUCUUUCGUAAGGCGAAUAUGCUGCCGGAAGAACAUCCUCACCGUCGAGACAGUCAACAUGAACUAGCAGUGAUGUAUUUCGAGAGUGGUCAGAUCGAGAAAGCCAUCGAGCUGAUGAAGAAAGUCGUGGAUGUCGAUGCACGUAUUUUAAGCACUGACGAUCCUUCUCGUUUGGCGAGUGUUUGGGAGCUCGAGAGAUUUGAGCGAGCUCUGCGCCGCGAAAGGGAAUAA
Messenger RNA from Exophiala bonariae, 3168 nucleotides. RefSeq lists its product as uncharacterized. Gene Ontology annotation, biological process: nucleoside metabolic process. The record is from RefSeq and is a predicted model, not a curated record. Gene Ontology annotation, molecular function: catalytic activity; protein binding. The transcript has 4 exons. Bases 1 to 3168 code for a protein of 1055 amino acids. NCBI's taxonomy places the organism in Eukaryota, Fungi, Ascomycota, Eurotiomycetes, Chaetothyriales, Herpotrichiellaceae.